Molecule: messenger RNA, 1684 nt
Organism: Hordeum vulgare subsp. vulgare (domesticated barley)
Lineage: Eukaryota; Viridiplantae; Streptophyta; Magnoliopsida; Poales; Poaceae
Product: protein disulfide isomerase-like 5-3
Exons: 5
Coding region: 95-1351 (418 amino acids)
Biological process (GO): response to endoplasmic reticulum stress; protein folding
Cellular component (GO): endoplasmic reticulum
Molecular function (GO): protein disulfide isomerase activity
Source: RefSeq, a predicted model, not a curated record
UCUAGCAUGCUCUUAGAGGACGGGCACUACCAGUUGAGGCGUAGUGUUCCACGCAGACGCAGGUACCAGCUUCGAGAUCUAAUCGAGCUCACUGAUGCCGCCGAUGGCCGUGGACAAGCAAUGGCUGCUUGUCCUCUUCGUUCUCGCCUUCUUGACGCCGGCCUGCUUGGCGAGUGGCGGAGAGGAGCCGGCGAGGUUCCAGAUCCCGCGAGACGGGAGCGUCGUGGAACUAGACGAGAGCAACUUCGAGGCGGCGCUGGCCGCCGUCGAUUUCCUCUUCGUGGACUUCCACGCCCCCUGGUGCGGCCACUGCAAACGCCUCUCCCCGCAGUUGGAUGAAGCUGCUCCGGUUCUUGCUGGGCUGAGCACCCCAAUUGUAGUCGCGAAAGUAAAUGCAGAGAAGUACAAAAAGCUUGGGUCCAAAUAUGGAGUAGAUGGCUUCCCUACUCUUAUGCUUUUUGACCAUGGAGUCCCCACAGAGUAUACUGGUUCAAGGAAGGCCAGCCAGCUCGUUGAGAGCCUGAGGAAGCUUGUCGCACCUGAUGUUUCUCUUCUCAUGUCCGAUGCAGCAAUCAAAAGUUUUGUCCAGGAAGCUGGUGUGGGUUUUCCGUUAUUUAUCGGAUUUGGGGUGGAUGAAUCCUCCAUUGCCGAGUAUGGAGCAAGGUACAAGAAGAAGGCAUGGUUUUCUACAGCAAAGGAUUUCUCUGAGGAUAUGAUGGCCGUGUAUGAUUUUGACAAGAUACCAGCGUUGGUUUCGCUCAACCCAAAAUAUAACGAGCAGAAUGUUUUUUAUGGCCCCUUUGAAGGAACCUUCUUGGAGGAUUUUAUACGGCAAUCCCUGCUUCCGAUAACUGUGCCCUUCAAUGCAGAGACUGUAAAGAUGUUAAAAGAUGAUGAUAGGAAAGUAGUCCUUGCAGUUCUGCAGGAUGAAUCUGAUGAAACUUCCAUGCGGUUGAUAAAAGUUUUAAGAUCUGCAGCCAAUGCAAACCAUGACCUAGUGUUUGGAUAUGUGGGAGUCAACCAAUGGGAGGAAUUCACCGAGCCUUUCCAUGAUUCUAAGAGCUCACAGCUGCCAAAGUUGGUAGUCUGGGACAAAGAUGAGGAGUAUGAAGUGGUUGAGGGUUUGGAGAGUUUGGAAGAAGGUGACCAUGGAUCCCAAAUUAGUCGUUUUCUCGAGGCAUAUAGAGCUGGAAGAACAAUAAAGAAGACAUUGGGCAGACGUUCCCCAACGCUGCUUGGUAUGAAUGCGUUGUACAUCCUCCUCUUCUUGGUGGCUGUGCUUGUUGUUCUGAUGUUUUUCUCCGGGCAAGGCGACGAAGAUCGCCAGCCAACACGAGCCCAUCAAGAAUGAAUGUGUAGUAGUUUUUGGCUGCAGACUAAGCUUAAGGAUUUCCUGCAGCAGAAGAAUAGAAUUGAUGCUUUAGAAAGGGGAACCUGGAGACGAGGAUAUUCUGAUUUUAAAUUUCACAUGCCUUAGUUUUGACCUUCCCUUGUCCGACCUGGCAGUCACUAGCCCCUCUGUUUAGCGAUUUUAUGUCAUGUGAAGUUAUUGAUUUUAUAUCAUGUGAAGUUAUUGACUUGCACCCCAGAAUAUAUCAGGUCAGUUAUCUCCUUUGGCCCAUGGAAUUUCAUAGGAUUUUUGGAGGAUUUGGAUCAUUAGAAACAAAAUUACGUUCGUCGUCGA